Messenger RNA from Aphanomyces invadans, 614 nucleotides. RefSeq lists its product as hypothetical. Bases 27 to 524 code for a protein of 165 amino acids. Gene Ontology annotation, cellular component: cytoplasm; nucleus; protein phosphatase 4 complex. Gene Ontology annotation, molecular function: protein phosphatase regulator activity. Gene Ontology annotation, biological process: protein dephosphorylation. The record is from RefSeq and is a predicted model, not a curated record. NCBI's taxonomy places the organism in Eukaryota, Oomycota, Saprolegniomycetes, Saprolegniales, Verrucalvaceae. The transcript is spliced from 4 exons.
GUUUCAAGUAUGGCACAGUCCAAGGAAUGACCACAGCCGUCGACGACGCCGAAGUCAUCGCGGAGAAUGAACAAGCGUUGGCAGCCUUCGCCGAUGGAGACAAAACCCCCGAGGCUCUUGCGGCGCGACCGCCCUUAGAACGGAUCCUGCAACAGAUCCGACAGCACGGCGUGUUAUACUACGACUGGGGCCUCGUCAAGCACGUUGUCCUGGUCAAAGUCCAGAUCGCAAUCGGUGCGUACGAUGCUGUGGGACCGUCGACAACGCCAGAAGAAGUCGAUCGCAGCGAGCUCUUCAACACAAUCCUUGCUCGAGCCACACCGCCAUUUACACUCCAGCGACUGAUUGAAGUGCUCAUGGACCCCACUCGCUACUACGCGCAAUCGUCCAAGUUUAUGAACGCUGUUCACAAGUUUUUUCAAGUGAGUUCGAUGGCCGAAACAGACGAUCCACGCAAUCCCCGGCUGCAAUCGGUGCGGCGCAGGCAUGUCAAUCCGUCCUUGCGACAUUUGGUCGAGUCGUAAACGACUUUCAUGAAUCGUUGAAUCGAGGCGGACGGCCCGCCCGUCGAUGUUGUCGCACGCAUGCUUCCACACGCACUUCGCACACAUCCC